Molecule: messenger RNA, 1272 nt
Organism: Fulvia fulva
Lineage: Eukaryota; Fungi; Ascomycota; Dothideomycetes; Mycosphaerellales; Mycosphaerellaceae
Product: Polyamine transporter 4
Exons: 2
Coding region: 1-1272 (423 amino acids)
Biological process (GO): spermine transport; spermidine transport; transmembrane transport
Molecular function (GO): spermidine transmembrane transporter activity; spermine transmembrane transporter activity
Source: RefSeq, a predicted model, not a curated record
AUGUCCAAAGCUGAUGGGAUGCCUCAGAGCCAGGAUCCAGACGCAGGAUCGAUCAUGAAAGCGAACGAUGUAGGAAGCAGCCACGAUGGAGAGUCUCCCUCGAGGACUGGAGACGACCUGGAGAAGCUUCAGACUGAAGUUGACAGCAAAAUGCCCACAGCCUCCAACAGGAUCGUCACAGCUCAGGAUUGGAGUGGACCUGACGAUCCACACAAUCCUCUGAAUUGGACAUUCCUCAAGAAGGCCUGCCAUUUCUGGCCCACAGCUAUAUGGGCGUUCUCGGUGUCAGUGGGUUCAUCGUUGAUCUCGCCUGCGAACCAAGACUUACAGUCUUACUUCGGCAUUUCGCGGACUGCGGCAAUCGUGCCUCUGACUGUCUAUGUCAUCGGACUGGGACUUGGACCUAUGAUUGCUGCACCACUAAGCGAGUCAGUAUUCGGCAGCGAUGCACGUUCGCGGGUCCAUACUAACAUGGACAGGACAUUUGGGAGAUCAUCCGUGUACAAAGUCACCGCGCCUGUGAACAUUCUCUUCCUCGUCGGUGCCGGUCUGUCCAAGACUUUCGCUGGACUGGUCAUAUGCCGACUUCUCGCUGGCAUGGCUGGAGCUCCAGUCCUAGCCGUGGGAGCGGGCACCAACGUCGACCUUUUCAAUGCGCGAGACCGUGCAUUGUCGACGUCCUUAUUCAUCAUGAUGCCCUUCCUUGGUCCAUCGUUUGGCCCACUCAUUGGGGGAUUCGCUGCCCAAUUUCGAGGCUGGCAGUGGACAGUGUGGUGUAACGUCAUCAUUGCUGGGUGUGCGAUGCUCACUUGUCUACCGAUGCACGAGACGUACAAGAAGGUGAUCUUGCAACGUCGAGCGAAGAGGCUCAACUUACCGCCACCUCCAGGACCCAACAUGAGUGAUCCAUCCCACUGGAAAACCAUGUUCACUGUUACGCUCUUCCGCCCGCUUCACAUGCUGUUCACGGAGCCUAUAGUAGGAUUCCUGGCCGUGUACAACACCUUUGCCUUCUGUAUCAUGUUCGCAUUCUUGCCGGCGUUCCCUUUCUCGUUCGGGACUGUGUACGGUUUCAAUACAUGGCAGACGGGUCUUGCUUUCCUGGGCAACCUGGUGGGUGUCCUCCUCGCCGUGGUGACAGCCGUCCUUUGCGACAGGCUCAUAUAUCAAAAGCUUCACAAGGAGGCACUGGAUCGAGGUAAAACCACUGUUGCACCGGAGCAUCGACUGUAUGCGGGCAUGAUGGGCGCGAUAUUUCUGCCAAUAGGGUAA